Molecule: messenger RNA, 1378 nt
Organism: Bicyclus anynana (squinting bush brown)
Lineage: Eukaryota; Metazoa; Arthropoda; Insecta; Lepidoptera; Nymphalidae
Gene: GABPI
Product: palmitoyltransferase ZDHHC23
Exons: 6
Coding region: 192-995 (267 amino acids)
Molecular function (GO): palmitoyltransferase activity
Source: RefSeq, a predicted model, not a curated record
AUCAAAUCAAAAUAUUUGUUUUUUUUGCGAUACGUACGAAUUUGUUUUAUUCCGUUUAAAUUAUGAAAAUAAUAAAUUACAACCAUGAAAUCAUAAAAUAUAAUAAAUAACACCAAGAAAAUGGUUAAUCUAUAAAAUUGUAAAAAGUAAAAUAGACGAUAUCUUAGAGGAAAGUAAGUUGUAUUGCAACAAUGAUUGCUCAGGAAAAUUUGCCAUACGGACCGAAAGUGACUAAGAAAGUAGACACUAGUGCUAUAUUACCGUUUAUAAUUUUGCCACUGUUGUUGGUUGUUGCUACGAUAUCUAGAUCGGUGACACUGGUGGUCAUGAUUUUUAUUGGAAUGGGUGCUAUAUAUGCACAGUCUCGCCCAAGGCAAAAAAACAGGUCUCAAUUUUUCUACUCUUGGACAUUAUCAUCAAGUGCUUGCAUGUUUCUAGUUUUUGAGCUAGUUGUGCUGAGUUAUUUAGAAAUAACUCAGCUGGAACACUUUGUGUUUCUACUACUUGUUGGUAGUACAUGGUAUUUCUUCCAUAAAAUGAAAGCUGUUGCAGAUUUUGAACUUGCCACUGGAACUUCAAAAGGAAAAGAGUACAGCCCAGUACUUACUUCAGACUCAUAUUAUUGCCAAAUUUGUCAAUUGGAAGUCAAUGAGAGGUUCUUUCAUUCUAUAUGGUGGGACUGUUGUAUUCUAAGACCAAAUUAUAGUUAUUUUUUGGCGGGCCAAGUGUUUGCUUUUGCAACAUUAUUAUAUGGCACUAACUUGGGUCUGACUACUAUAUGUCAACCGUUUGUUCUUUACGACAAUAUACUUUUGCCUGAGGACUGCACCGAUGUGUAUUAUGAUUUUAACCUCGCAAUAAGUUUUGUAGCCUGUGUCUAUGGCCUGGGUUACUUUUUAGUCACCGCAUUAGUGUUAUUAAGGCAGCUUCUCAUUUACAUUCCAAAAUAUAGUGAACCAAAAUGGAGGAAAAUAGUAAACGUUUUAACAGUUUAACUGUAAAAUUGAAGUUAUAUUUAUUUUGUAGUUAGGAAACAUAAUGAAGUAGGUAUUCAAGUUGGUGAAAUAUAUUUUUCUUAUUUCAAAGUAGUCAAAAUCGAUAUAUUUAUUUUAAGUUAUUAAAGGUAUUAUUUAGUUUUUAAGAUCUUUUUAAUCAUUUUUAAGAGAGGUUUAAUUUUAACCAUAAUACCUACCUAUUGAUUAUGAAUAUUUAACAUUUCCAAAAUGAAGUAAGUACUUAUACACUUUUAAAACCAGUUUCUUAUUUACAUGUUUUAUGUAGAUCACUAUAAUAAAUUAAGUUAUAUUUUGGAUUAAUAAAUUUCAAAAAUUAAAUUACAAGUUAAGCUUUUUCAAACAAUAAAACACGUGAUUCUCAA